AUAGCUGUUGAUACGGUCUAUAGUAGUGUUAAGAUGGCCGUUGCAGAGCAAAGACUAUUAAAAUUACUGGACCAAAUAGCCAAGGAGCAAAAAUACAAUGAUUACAAUGUGGACGUCAAACCCAUAUCAACUGGAGGGGCCAACUACACGACAGCUUUGUUCACCGUGACUAUAACAGAACCAGAUAAAGAAGACCUGCAUCUCUUCGCCAAAGUCGCUAUUUUAAGCGAGGGCAUGAGAAAAGAAAUGCCAUUCGAUUUGUACGAAGUAGAAUAUUUUGCUUACAACAAACUCGAAAAGAUAUACAACGAGAUGCAAGACAGAUACAAAAUUCCCGCUAAUGACCGUCUGGUUUUCGCAAAAUACUACGGCAGCAACACAAAUGUUACCGAAGAGACCAUUGUCCUUGAAGAUUUAACGGCUAAGGGCUACGAAUGUCACGACAGAUUCAAAUGUUUUGACUGGCCAUAUGCUUCCAAAGCUGUGGGAAUGUUAGCCAAAUUCCAUGGGCUGUCAAUAGCUUUUGGAGAAGAAAAUCCCACAGAAUUCCAAGGAUGGCUCAACAAAUAUCAGUUUAAAUUAAAUGAGAGUGAUUCGCAUGGGAUGUUCUUUAAAAAAAUUGCCACACUAGCGUUGAAAGUUGUAAAGGAAGAGAAUAAAGGGAGACUUGCGAAGUUUUUAGAAUUAUUGUCUGUAGGGAAGAUGGUAGAGUUUAAUGCCCCGAUUCGAAGACCAAUGUUGGUGCACGGGGAUUAUCGUCCCAGCAAUUUGAUGCAUCGUGAAAACAAGGACGGAUCUGUGGACGUGAUUCCUGUCGACCUUCAGACGUUACGCGCUGGCUGCGGAGUCUCGGACCUCAUGUACUUCAUCUUCUCCGGUUCAGAUGCGGCAUUCCGUGCCAAGUACUACAGGAAACUCAUUGACCACUACUACGAGAACAUCUGUGAGACUCUCAAAUAUGCUGGGCUUAGUCCAGACGAUGUGUACUCGAGAGAAGACUUCGAUUAUGAAGUUGAAAAGCUCCAACCAUCUGGUAUAUUUAUGGCUGUGUUCAUUCUCCCGAUGAUCACGGUGUCCAGUGAAAACGCGCCGAGCAUGGCGGAGGGCGAUGACAUUUCAUCAUUGGCUGUCGAGCACACUAACGACCUCUACGCGGAAAGACUCAACGGAGUCAUUGACGACGCCGUGCGCUGGGAAAUCAUAUAAUGACGGAAAUUGGAAUAAGAUUUGUAUCGAUAAAUUUUAUUUUGUACACUAGCUUUGCCCGCAACUACGUCCGCGUGGAAUAUUUCUUAAGCUAAAGCUCUAAAGCCCUCAAGGAUGAAGAAUUUUCCCCGUUAUAUGAAAAUAGUUGCAAAUAGAAUUUUUCAAUUCAAACCAGUAGUUAAAUCCUGAGAUUAGCGCAUUCAAACAAACAAACUCUUCAGCUUUAUAUAUUAUCUAGUAUAGAUGAAACUAUAGGAACAGAUAUUUUUAUCACAUUAACACGCAGUUGUAAGUGACAAAUAUAUAUGAUGAAAACGUACUUACCAGUUCAGUUCUUAUGUCAAAUUAUACGCGUGCUUAUAUUAAGAAAUGUAGUUGCUCUCUUUAUACUCAAGAAAACGAUGCUACCACCUUUUCAUUUAAUGCUUAUUGAUUAUUACAAACAAGUUCGUAUAUGUACAAACUACACAUAACUAUAUGACUACGAUGUUAUAUAACGUAUGAUUAUUGCUGUGAAUAAACGUGCUAAGUAUAGAAAACUUAA
Amyelois transitella is the source of this 1750-nucleotide messenger RNA. RefSeq lists its product as uncharacterized. The transcript is spliced from 3 exons. Bases 34 to 1206 code for a protein of 390 amino acids. Lineage: Eukaryota; Metazoa; Arthropoda; Insecta; Lepidoptera; Pyralidae. The record is from RefSeq and is a predicted model, not a curated record.